UGACUAGAUGGCGCCAAAGUGCGAACAGAACCCGGAAGUUAACACGAAGGAAAUAGCGUUUUUUAAAAACACAUUUUAUAUUCAGAAUAUAAAAUGCGGCACAUAGAACGCCACAAUCAGCUAAACGUGUAAACGAGAAGGGAAGGGGGGCAUUUUCAUUCAUAUUAAACGUAACUUAUUGGGGGGUGUCUUCUGUCAGACAGGAGGAGGGCUCUUCGAAACGUCUCACCUGCUAACAAACGACUGGACGAGGCGGAUGGAGACGCCACUGUUCGGCUUGAAAAGUCCUAAAAAGUCUCAUUGCAGCGGAAUUAAAGCAACAAGCUGACCUUCUCUGAAGUAAAUGGAGGACCACAGAAGAAAUGCAGCUGGGGGGCUCCACAAUGGGGGUCUUCCUCCCGAGGAAGGAGUUAGCGAGGAGCUGCCAGUAGAGGAGAAGGUACGGGUGGACACUUCACACGUUUUUGAAGAGCAACUAGUCCUGGCUUUGGACGAUGAUGAUGAUGAUGAUGGUGAUGAUGAAAAAGAGGAGCAACCGUCAUCUCCAUGUGUAAACCAAGCACGCAUGCAGUCCAGGAGUGUCCAGUUCUCCCAGCAUGCAACUGUGCCGCCACCUACCAUGAACGACUGCAGCAGCAACCUGACACAGGCAGAUAAUGUGGACUUUAGGUGCGGCAUCAAUGGUGUAACAAGCGACAGCACUGAGACGGACGCUUCCAUUUUCAACGCAGAGGACCGUCUGGUUGCCAUGGAUACGCCCCUACCGCCACCCCUUUCAGUGCAUGCCUGUCCCCUCGCCAUGGACCCCUCCAUCCUCAGUCCCAGCCACGUGUCCCUGCAGGUGGACAGCGAGGACGACGGCGGCACGGAGACGAGAACAUCGCCGCUACUUGUUUGCACUCGCAGCCUCUCCGCCUCCUCAGCGUGUGACCCCGCCUCCAAAGAGCUGGGUGACUCGUCCAUGCGGCUGCGCUCGUAUUCGCAUUCCAAAGUCAGCUUACGCCCCUCUCGCUUUGAGCAGGACGGACACACAUGCAGCACGGAUGGCCCCUCCCAUGGCCUCAGCCACAGUCGGUCUCUGCUUCAGGCCCUCUCUCUGUCUAAAUCUCUGUCCUUGCUGCACCCUGCUAAACAAAAAGCCUCAGAGCAGCCUCAUGAGAAAAGGGAUUUUAGUUCCCGUCAAGGAGCCCGGUCAGCCGAUGACGAGGGUGGCACGGCGCCGGUGGAGUCCCUCCAACAUCUCACCCUGUCCGAGUUCCUCAAAGAAAUUGAAGAGGAGGAGCAGGACAGGUUCAGCAACGUGCCGGCCAAAGCCGAGUCGGAGAAGUACAAGGUCAUCCGCACAUUCAGUUUCCUCAGGAGCAGGAUGUCCAACACCCGCAACAAGACCAAGGCCAAAGGGAAGGAACAGAACACGCAUCGCUUCUCCACAGGCUCCUGUUUGGGCCCUGUCAUGUGUGUGGUGUGCGAUAAGCCCGCUCUGGGGAAAGACCUUCUGCAUUGCCCCACCUGCACCGCCACGGUCCAUAAAAGCUGCAAGGACUCCGUCCCGCCAUGUUUAAAGAAACUUCAGGAGAAGAAUGCGGUUGCCAUGGUGAAGAGCAGGACGGCAUCCCUCCCGCAGAACUUCACGGUGAGAGAGAGUCCUCCUCAAUGCGUGAUGCCCCCCGCCGGCUCUAUCCCUCUCAUGACCUCCAAGGACACCUCAGGUGCUCUGGCUGGAGGCUCGCCCAGCAAUGACAGUCGACUCAGCGGGAGUUCCGAGUCUGAGAUGGAAGAGCGCCAGGGAACUUCCUCUCUCUCCAGCCAGUGGCCCUCAUCAGAAGAUACAGAAUACCACGACCUCGCUGCCGACGUGGCAAAUUAUGAGGCAGAGUCGUGGAGUUUGACAGUGGAUUACAGGUUCUGCAAGAAGCAGGACAAACGAGUCGUCAAGAGACAGGACGUCAUCUACGAGCUGAUGCAAACGGAGCUUCAUCACCUCCAGACGCUGCGCGUCAUGGCCCAGGUGUUCCGCAGAGGCAUGCGGGAGGAGGUGCAGCUCGACGCGGAGGCGGUGGAGCGCAUCUUCCCCUGUCUGGACCAGCUGCUCCUCCUCCAUCACGCCUUCUUCACCGCCAUGAAGGAGCGGCGGCAACGCUCGGCGCAGCCUCCAGGGCACAGGAACUACCUCAUCCAGCGUGUUGGAGAUGUGCUGCUGCAACAGUUUUCAGGCGAGGACGGGGAGAAGAUGCGGCAUGUUUACGGAGAAUUCUGCAGCCGACACAACGAAGCCGUGACGUGGUUCAAAGAGCUCCUGCAAAGCAACAAGAGAUUUCAGAACUUCAUCAAGCAACAAGGUGGUAAUUCCCUGGUGCGACGGAGGGAGAUCCCAGAGUGCAUCUUGCUGGUCACCCAAAGGAUCACUAAAUAUCCUGUGCUGCUGGAGAGGAUCCUUCAAUACACGGCAGGGGACACGCAGGAGCACGUGGACCUGGCCGCAUCCCUGGCCCAUGUCCGCGCGCUGAUAGUGGUCGUGGACCUGCGGGUCAGUGAGUAUGAGCGGCGCCAGCGGCUGCGGGACGUGUGGAGCCGCACGGAGAGCCGCAGCACGGCCAAGCUGAAGAACGGGCGGACGCUUCGCAAGCAGGACAUGAUGGGCCAGACGCUCAAGCAUCAGGGAGCGCUGCUGUGGAAGACGGCCACGGGGAGGCUCAAAGACGUCCUGGCUCUCCUGCUGACAGACUCCCUGGUCUUCCUGCAAGAGAAGGACCAGAAGUACACGUUCGCCACUGUUGACCAGAAGCCGCCCGUCAUCGCCCUGCAGAAGCUGAUUGUUCGGGAAGUGGCCAACGAGGAACGGGGCAUGUUCCUGAUCAGCGCCUCCGCCGCCGGGCCCGAGAUGUACGAGGUCCAUGCUGCGUCCAAGGAUGAGCGCAACACCUGGAUGAGGCUCGUCAGGGAGGCGGUGGAGAGCUGUCCGGAAGAGGAGGACGAGGACACAAGCGAGUCUGAAGAGGAGAAACGGCUUACAGACGCUCGUUUUCAGAAGGUCCAGAAAUUGCAAGAGAACCUGAUCAGCCAGGACCAGCAGAUCUGCUCCAGCCUGGAGGAGAAGCUGCAGAUGUACGCUGCGCUCUCGGCCUUGAGCAGGCAGGACGAAGCGUCGCUUGACGAGCCGCGGCUGCUGGUGCGUCCAUCUCCUGAGGAGCUGCCGCAGGCCGCCGUGCUGCUAGCGGCCGCUGUGCAGGAAGCCGAGAACCUGAAAGCUACCUUGAAGUCCAGAUCUUUAUCCGUGCGCAGCUGGGACUCUGGUAGAGACUCCGCCUACUCUGUCAGUCCUGCGACACCUCCAGAACCGCCUUCUAACCACAAGGACUCACCCGGGCCCCCACAGGCCGCUGAGGGGAGUUGGACUGGGACCACUGAGCUUCUAUCGUCGAUUUACUUGCAAAGAACAAAUGAGGACUCAAAGAUUGCUCGCAGUGUUCAGAGCCUCACACAACUGCUCUACAGUCUACAGGCCGCGGUGACCAUCCAGGACAGCUGCUACGAGCUCCAGAGCUUCCUCCUCAGAGAAGACGGCCGGCCUUUGCCCCGCGCAUCACGGCGCCAGCACACCUCGCAUGAACAAGAGAAACGGCGCCACCUGGAGAAGAGGAAGGAAGAGGCGGUUUCCACUCAACGCCUCCACGAGCGCCUCCGUCAGGACCGGGAGCGCUGGGCAAGGGAGUGCCAUGCCCGGGAGAGUCAGCUGGGCGACAAGGAGAGCCGUGUGGAGGAGAGGGAGCGGCAGUGCCACCUGGAGGCGGAGAGGCUGAGGCGCCAGCGGGAUGAGCUGGAUGAGCAGCUGGAGGAGUACCAGCAGAACCUGGAGAGGCUCCGCGAGGGCCAGAGGAGCGUGGAGAAGGAGCGGGAGCGCCUGGAGAACCGCAGGAAAGUUCUCCAGACGUGGAGGCACAGUCGGCAGAGGAGCCUGCCCAACACCGUCCCUCACAUGGUCAUCCCUCUGGACGGGCAGCAGGACACGACGGCGAGCCUGUCCUGUGAUCAUGCCGGAAAUGGUUCCAUCUUCUUCAACGAGGCGCCGUUGGCCGGCAGCAGCAGCAACGGCGGCGGAGGAGGAGGAGGAGCCCCGAACAACCGCCACCGCAAAGGCAGCGAGGCCAGAGCACACAACUGCCUCAACGCGCUGCUGGCCAGGUCCAACAGCAGACCGGCCUCCGUGAACCUGGACGGCCAGUUGUGGAGGACGGGGCGGGGCUACAUGCUGGGAUUGGACACGCCUUCUGAUCACAGCCGCACGGUGGAGAUGUGGCCAAACCGUCCCCCCAACCCGCAUCCGGAGCUGGGCCACCUGGUUUCCAUGGAGACGGACAGCGGCGGUGAGGACAGCCCGGAGGAAAGCAUCGUGUACCUCUGAAUGAGAAACCAACACGGACGUCUGACAAAGUAUUUAUUACCAGUACGCCUUCUUGUGGGAUUGUUUUAGAGCCCUGCAGAUAAUGUUACGUAUUCAAGGCGUGUGUUGAACGCGUCUGCGUGAUCUCCAGCAGGUUCCUGCAGCCUCCUCAGGUCAGCGUCCUCUGCACUUUUUUAAAAUGUGCCACAUCAGUCCAACUGCCUUCAUAAUGCAUCAUGCAGUAUCUCCUCCUAUAGCGAGCUGGAGGCCUUUAUUUUAAGUAGUCUGCGUUUUAAGGCUCCAUUCACUCAAUACUGGCUAAAUGCUGGCCAAUUUUCCAAUUUAUUAUUAUGUUCCAUUAUUAUUGUAUUUCUUUGCACAAGGUAUGACUUUCCUAAGUGAUAUCCAUCUAAUAUACAUAAAAACACAUUUUAACUAUAAUGCAGUUUAUGUGUAAUCAUGUAGUAUUUCCAAGUAUCUCGGUAAGUAGCAGGGGAGGCAAGUGCAGAUCAUCAAAGACUCGUUCCUCCCUUUAAACAUGAUGAUCAUGAUGUACUAUAUGUAAGUAUGUACUGUAUGCAAUGUAUAUAAGGCUAUUUAUUUAUCCUUAGGGCUUUACAUGUUAUGUGUGUGUGUUUUUUGUUGUCACGCAUGUUCUUGAUGGUACUGAUAAAGUGGACUUUUGUUGCAACGGCGGGGCUCGUUUUCCACUGAUUUGAAACCGGAUGCCGCGGCCGUCCAGGAGGUUGAUAAGCAAACAUUUUGAGUCGGGCAGCCAGCCAGCCAGCCAGCCAGCCAGCCAGUGAGCAAGCGGCGCAGACGUGCAGUUGCCAGCGGUGACAGGUGGAGCAGCAGGUGCGGCAAUAUCACAGCACAACACGCACAUCGACAGUGGAUAAACAUGACAGGAGACUAAACUUAUUUUUCAAUGUAACAUCAUUUCCCAAUAGACAAUAACUGAAGCAGAAUUUGUCUGUUUCGGGAUCAAGCUGUGGUCGCCAUAGAACCUCUUACAUGCGCAGGCGAUGUGUUGGGUUACAUUUUCGGCUUUCUUACAAGUGUAAAAGAAGCAGGUCUCCAGUGCUCUACAAGGUUGGGGCCAAGAAGAAGCUGAUGUCAGCCAUGACUCCAUGAAGAGUCAGGAUGCGGGACUGACAUCAUUCCCUGCAUCACCGCUUCCAUUUGCUGCCCAAUUAUUGACGUGUUUCCCAGCGGCCCUCUUCCUGUCGUACUUGAGCGCCGCAGCGAGCGAGAAGGAAUGAUGAGCCUCCUCGGCGCAGGAUGACGGCCUGACUUCUCAGAAAGUGGAUGAUGCGGAGAGGUGGUCCUGAUGAGGCGGCGCUGGGAUGCGUCAUGGUCCCACACCGCCUGAUGGUGUCCGCGGGGGACCCUGCUUGCAGCAUCCAGCGUGACCUUGCAUUCUGCCGACAGCAGCUUGAGCUGAUGUGAUGUUCUAAAGUGCACCCCCUUGCCCAACAUGGGGCCCCCAAUGGAUGUUGGGGCCCGACAUAGAGCAUGUGUUCUGCGUGUAGAGAGAAAUUGCACAGUUCUCUGCAUAUUGUCAACAAUAUUGACCUGUGACCCCAGUGUUGGAGCCGCAUCUUUUUCCACUGCGGGGGCCGAGCGUGAAGACGAGAACCCCAGAACACCGCCGUCGUGCCGCAACUGUCGAGGUCCACGUAGCCUCCCCAGCUGAGGGUGGCGGCGGCGGCGGGGUGCCUUCAUGACAGCUGUCCCCGCCUAGCAAAGGCAACACUGGGGCCUUGUGCUCGACUCCCUCCACUCGUCCACCGUGUCGUCUCCCUUCCCGGGAAGGAUGGCAGCUCGUAAAACUGGUGGAGGAAACAUCUCGCCUCCGCCAACAGGAGACGCAUCUCAUCCCAGAUAUCCAUCUCCAACCAGCCGUGGCUUGUUAACUGGAACAAUUGAUUUCUCUCCAGCUCUCUGGCCGCAUGCACGUAUUUGUCUCGAGGCGCAGUGAGAAGCAGGAAUCAUGUUGAGGAAUGCAGCCGCAGUUUCUUCGUUGAUUUUGAGGGCACCUUGCAUGCGGAUGACCCUAGACACCAUUCACUUGAAUCAACUUCAAACGAGGUGUGGGGCAAAGACAAGCAAACUUCCCUGGUCGAUGUUGCCAGGAAACCACACAGAAGAAGCUAAUCCAAUUAAAUGUGCAACAGUCAGCGUGCGUCCCGCCAUGCACUCAUACAUCUUCACUCCCUUCGCCAGCGUAGCAGCCUGCUACUCGCAUGGGACUACACUAUACGACUAUCAUUAUUUUCGAAAUGAUGUUACUAGUACGGCUGCACAGUGGUGGAGUGGUUAGCACAGACCUGGGUUAGAUUCUCCACUUGGCAUCUGUGUGGAGUUUGAAUGUGUCAUUAUUAUUUUUUGUAUUUUUUAAUUGAAUUGAAUUUUAUUUGUAUUCAUUUGUAAUUACAUUUUACAUUUGUAAGAUUGUUUUUUGUUUCUUUUACAAUUUUUACAUUUAGUAUAUAUAUUAUUUUAUUUACUUGGACUUUUUUUUUUUAAUCGACCCACCCAGAAUAAAUCUGUGAUCCACUUUUGGCUCCCGACCCACCAGUUGAGAAGCACUGUUGUGUUAGAUAACGUAGCACUGCUAUUACGAUGCCAGUCCACAAGGGGGAACCGCGUACGAACGUGACGAUAAAUCUACAUUGAUAACGGCUAGCUGACGUGUGCCAUCUUCGUGCUAUUUAUCACAGGGCAGGCUCAAGGCUGAAGGCAGUAUAACCUCCAUGAAACACGACCACUAUCUUGGAACCCACCCUUACACUCCAGACGUUGCCGGAUGAAAUGCACCGCACUGCGACCUAUGACCCCGUCCCGCCCGGCGUUCCUGUUUUCCCGCCUGGCGACCCCGCUCAGAAGGCAAGAGCAGGGGAGGGGUGGCGUGGUGACAUGGAUGCAGUAAAAAGCCUCACCUCUUUGGGGGAAAGCAGGAGUUCAACCUCGCCUGUGGAAUCCCUCAGACAUGCCCGUGGUGGGAGAGCCACGAUGCCGCCGUGCUCUCCUGGCUUCUCCUGGAGCAAAGCAGCUGAAUCUCC
Messenger RNA from Doryrhamphus excisus (bluestripe pipefish), 7446 nucleotides. The record is from RefSeq and is a predicted model, not a curated record. Lineage: Eukaryota; Metazoa; Chordata; Actinopteri; Syngnathiformes; Syngnathidae.